This is a messenger RNA of Arvicanthis niloticus (Nile rat), 594 nucleotides long. Lineage: Eukaryota; Metazoa; Chordata; Mammalia; Rodentia; Muridae. The record is from RefSeq and is a predicted model, not a curated record.
AUGGCCAAGAUUAAGGCUUGGGACCUGCGUGGCAAGAAGAAGGAGCUGUUGAAACAACUGGAGGAUCUGAAGGUGGAACUCUCCCAGCUUCAAAUUGCCAAAGUGACAGGUGGUGCCACUUCCAAGCUCUCCAAGGUACAAUUUUCACACAAAUCUAUUGCCCAUGUCCUCACUGUCAUUAAUCAGACCCAAAAAGAAAACCUCAGGAAAUUCUACAAGGGCAAGAAAUACAAGCCCCUGGACCUGCGACCCAGGAAGACUAGAGCCAUGCGAUUCGGGCUCACCAAGCAGGAAGAGAAGCUGAAGACCAAAAAGCAGCAUUGGAAGGAGUGGCUGUACCCACUGUGCAAGUAUGCAGUCAUGGCCUUGAAGACACCCUCUCUGGGGAGACCCUCAUUCAAGCCUCAGGAAGUCACGGACACCCAAAAACUCAUGAGACACCAAAUCUGCUGGACAUCCAAAGAUAGAGGUAAAGAUGCUGCUCUAGACAUCGAGUACAUGAGGAAAUGUGAAUGCAAAGGAUCUACAUUUGCCUUGAGCGAUGAACAGUUGCCCCAGGAAAGUGAAAAAUUCUAUGAAAAUAAAAAAUUAUAA